Molecule: messenger RNA, 12348 nt
Organism: Lagopus muta (rock ptarmigan)
Lineage: Eukaryota; Metazoa; Chordata; Aves; Galliformes; Phasianidae
Product: myosin heavy chain, skeletal muscle, adult-like
Exons: 39
Coding region: 162-5984 (1940 amino acids)
Cellular component (GO): myosin complex
Molecular function (GO): cytoskeletal motor activity; actin filament binding; ATP binding
Source: RefSeq, a predicted model, not a curated record
AUCUGCUUUCAAGAUACCUGCACAUUUUCACUCUGAAAUUCUGUGCCAAGUAGGAACUUGCCAUUUCUGUUUUGCAGCACUGACCAGCUGCCAGGCUGUGAGCCACCCAUCUGGUAUCACGAGAGAAUAUUCUGCUGAGGUGCCUUCAGUGAAGAGCAGCCAUGGCUUCUUCAGAUGCUGAGAUGGCUGUCUUUGGAGAGGCAGCUCCCUACCUCCGAAAGUCAGAGAAGGAAAGAAUCGAAGCCCAGAACAAGCCUUUUGAUGCCAAGUCAUCUGUCUUUGUGGCCCAUCCAAAGGAAUCCUUUGUGAAAGGGACAAUCCAAAGCAGGGAAACAGGGAAGGUCACUGUCAAGACUGAAGCUGGAGAGACUCUGACCGUGAAGGAAGAUCAAAUCUUCUCCAUGAACCCUCCCAAGUACGAUAAAAUUGAGGACAUGGCCAUGAUGACCCACCUCCACGAACCCGCUGUGCUGUACAACCUCAAAGAGCGUUAUGCAGCCUGGAUGAUCUACACCUACUCGGGCCUCUUCUGUGUCACUGUCAACCCCUACAAGUGGCUGCCGGUGUACAACCCGGAGGUGGUGUUGGCCUACCGAGGCAAAAAGCGCCAGGAGGCCCCUCCACACAUCUUCUCCAUCUCUGACAACGCCUAUCAGUUCAUGCUGACUGACCGCGAGAAUCAGUCGAUCCUGAUCACCGGAGAAUCCGGUGCAGGGAAGACUGUGAACACGAAACGUGUCAUCCAGUACUUUGCAACAAUUGCAGCUAGUGGGGAGAAGAAGAAGGAGGAGCAGUCUGGCAAAAUGCAGGGAACGCUUGAGGAUCAAAUCAUCAGUGCCAACCCUCUGCUGGAGGCCUUUGGAAAUGCCAAGACUGUGAGGAAUGACAACUCGUCACGCUUUGGUAAAUUCAUCAGAAUCCAUUUUGGGGCCACAGGCAAACUGGCUUCUGCUGACAUUGAAACUUAUCUGCUGGAAAAGUCCAGAGUUACUUUCCAGCUCAAGGCAGAAAGAAGCUACCACAUUUUUUAUCAGGUCACCUCCAACAAGAAGCCAGAGCUAAUUGAAAUGCUCCUUAUUACCACCAACCCGUAUGACUACCCUUUUGUGAGUCAAGGUGAGAUCACUGUCCCCAGCAUUGAUGACAAGGAGGAGCUGAUGGCUACAGAUAGUGCCAUUGACAUCCUGGGCUUCAGUGCUGAUGAAAAGACUGCCAUCUACAAGCUGACAGGGGCUGUCAUGCAUUAUGGGAACUUGAAGUUUAAGCAGAAACAGCGAGAGGAGCAGGCAGAGCCAGAUGGCACAGAAGUGGCUGACAAGGCUGCCUACCUGAUGGGCCUGAAUUCAGCUGAUAUGCUCAAGGCACUGUGCUACCCUCGAGUCAAAGUUGGGAAUGAGUAUGUGACCAAAGGUCAAACUGUGCAGCAGGUGCACAAUGCUGUAGGUGCUCUGGCAAAGGCUGUCUAUGAGAGAAUGUUCCUGUGGAUGGUUGUUCGCAUCAACCAGCAGCUGGACACCAAGCAGCCCAGGCAGUACUUCAUUGGUGUCCUGGACAUCGCUGGCUUUGAGAUCUUUGAUUUCAACAGCUUUGAGCAGCUGUGCAUCAACUUCACCAAUGAGAAACUGCAACAGUUUUUCAACCACCACAUGUUUGUGCUGGAGCAAGAGGAGUACAAGAAGGAAGGCAUUGAAUGGACAUUCAUUGACUUUGGGAUGGACCUGGCUGCCUGCAUUGAGCUCAUUGAGAAGCCCAUGGGCAUCUUCUCCAUCCUGGAAGAGGAGUGCAUGUUCCCCAAGGCAACAGACACUUCUUUCAAGAACAAGCUCUAUGACCAGCAUCUGGGCAAGUCCAGCAACUUCCAGAAGCCCAAGCCUACCAAAGGAAAGGUUGAGGCCCACUUCUCCCUCAUACACUAUGCUGGAACAGUGGACUACAACAUCACUGGCUGGCUUGAGAAGAACAAGGACCCCCUGAACGAAACUGUCAUUGGGUUGUACCAGAAAUCUUCACUGAAAACUUUGGCCUUACUGUUUGCCAACUAUGGGGGAGCAGAAGCAGACACUAGUGGUGGAGGCAAGAAAGGUGGCAAGAAGAAGGGUUCUUCUUUCCAGACUGUCUCAGCUCUUUUCCGGGAGAACUUAAACAAGCUGAUGACCAAUCUGAGAAGCACCCACCCCCAUUUUGUACGCUGUAUUAUCCCAAAUGAAACAAAAACACCUGGUGCCAUGGAGCAUGAGCUGGUUCUGCACCAGCUGAGGUGUAACGGCGUGCUGGAAGGGAUCAGAAUUUGCAGGAAAGGAUUCCCCAACAGAGUCCUAUAUGCAGAUUUUAAACAGAGAUACAAAGUACUAAAUGCAAGUGCUAUUCCAGAGGGACAGUUCAUUGACAGCAAGAAGGCUUGUGAGAAACUUCUUGGAUCGAUUGAUAUAGAUCACACUCAGUAUAAAUUUGGUCACACCAAGGUGUUCUUCAAAGCUGGGCUGGUUGGCCUUCUGGAGGAGAUGAGGGAUGAGAAACUGGCACAACUCAUCACUCGCACACAGGCCAGGUGCAGGGGCUUCCUGAUGAGAGUGGAGUACCAGAAAAUGGUGGAGAGGAGAGAGUCCAUCUUCUGCAUCCAGUACAACAUUCGUGCAUUCAUGAAUGUCAAGCACUGGCCCUGGAUGAAGCUGUUCUUCAAGAUCAAGCCCCUGCUGAAGAGUGCAGAGUCUGAGAAGGAGAUGGCAAACAUGAAACAAGAGUUUGAGAAGACCAAGGAAGAGCUUGCAAAGUCUGAGGCAAAGAGAAAGGAGCUGGAGGAGAAAAUGGUGAAGCUAGUGCAGGAGAAAAAUGACCUGCAGCUCCAAGUACAGGCUGAAGCUGAUGCAUUAGCUGAUGCUGAAGAAAGAUGUGACCAGCUCAUCAAAACCAAAAUCCAGCUGGAAGCCAAAGUAAAGGAGGUGACAGAACGAGCUGAGGAUGAGGAGGAAAUUAAUGCUGAGUUGACAGCCAAGAAGAGGAAACUGGAGGAUGAAUGCUCAGAGCUGAAGAAAGAUAUAGAUGACCUGGAGUUAACAUUGGCCAAGGUUGAGAAGGAAAAGCAUGCCACUGAGAACAAGGUGAAAAACCUCACAGAGGAGAUGGCAGCCCUGGAUGAGACCAUUGUGAAGCUGACAAAAGAGAAGAAAGCCCUCCAAGAGGCCCAUCAGCAGACACUGGAUGACCUGCAGGCUGAAGAGGACAAAGUCAAUACGCUGACCAAAGCUAAAACCAAGCUGGAGCAGCAAGUGGACGAUCUGGAAGGAUCCCUGGAGCAAGAGAAGAAGCUGCGCAUGGACCUUGAGAGAGCAAAGAGGAAACUUGAAGGAGACCUGAAGUUGGCCCAUGAUAGCAUAAUGGAUUUGGAAAAUGAUAAGCAGCAACUGGAUGAGAAACUGAAGAAGAAAGACUUUGAAAUCAGCCAAAUCCAGAGCAAAAUUGAGGAUGAACAACUUCUGGGCAUGCAGUUACAGAAGAAGAUCAAGGAGCUGCAGGCCCGUAUUGAGGAACUGGAGGAGGAAAUCGAGGCAGAGCGAACCUCUCGGGCCAAAGCAGAGAAGCACCGAGCUGACCUCUCCAGGGAGCUGGAGGAGAUCAGUGAGCGCCUGGAGGAAGCAGGAGGGGCUACGGCAGCUCAGAUUGAGAUGAACAAGAAGCGUGAGGCAGAAUUUCAGAAGAUGCGCCGUGACCUGGAAGAGGCCACACUGCAGCACGAAGCCACGGCUGCCGCCCUGCGGAAGAAGCAUGCGGACAGCACAGCGGAGCUUGGGGAGCAGAUCGACAACCUGCAACGAGUCAAGCAGAAGCUGGAGAAGGAGAAGAGUGAGCUGAAGAUGGAGAUUGAUGACUUGGCCAGCAACAUGGAGUCUGUCUCCAAAGCCAAGGCAAACCUGGAGAAGAUGUGCCGCACUUUGGAAGACCAACUGAGUGAAUUUAAAACAAAGGACGAGCAGAAUCUGCGCAUGAUCAGUGAUCUCAGUGCUCAAAGAGCUCGCCUGCAAACAGAAUCUGGUGAAUACGCACGCCAGGCGGAGGAAAAAGAUGGUUUAAUUUCUCAACUGUCCAGAGGGAAACAGGCCUUUACGCAACAGAUUGAAGAACUAAAGCGGCAACUAGAAGAAGAGAUAAAGGCCAAGAACGCCCUCGCCCACAGCUUGCAGUCUGCCCGCCACGACUGUGACUUGCUCCGGGAACAAUACGAGGAGGAGCAGGAAGCCAAGGGUGAGCUGCAGCGUGCCCUGUCCAAGGCCAACAGCGAAGUGGCCCAGUGGAGAACCAAAUAUGAGACGGACGCUAUUCAGCGCACAGAGGAGCUGGAGGAGGCCAAGAAGAAGCUGGCACAGCGCCUGCAGGAGGCAGAGGAACACGUUGAAGCCGUGAAUGCCAAAUGUGCUUCCCUGGAAAAGACAAAGCAGAGGCUGCAGAAUGAGGUGGAGGACCUGAUGAUUGACGUGGAGCGAGCAAAUGCUGCCUGCGCAGCUCUGGACAAGAAGCAGAAGAACUUUGACAAGAUCCUGGCGGAGUGGAAGCAGAAGUACGAGGAAACGCAGGCUGAGCUGGAGGCCUCCCAGAAGGAGUCUCGCUCCCUCAGCACAGAGCUGUUCAAGAUGAAGAAUGCCUAUGAGGAGUCCCUGGACCACCUGGAAACGCUGAAGCGUGAGAACAAGAACUUGCAGCAGGAGAUUUCUGACCUCACGGAGCAGAUUGCAGAGGGAGGAAAGGCGAUUCAUGAGCUGGAGAAAGUCAAGAAGCAGAUUGAGCAGGAGAAGUCUGAAAUCCAGGCUGCCUUGGAGGAAGCUGAGGCCUCCCUGGAACAUGAAGAGGGGAAGAUCCUGCGUCUCCAACUGGAGCUCAACCAGGUCAAGUCUGAGAUUGACAGGAAGAUAGCAGAGAAAGAUGAGGAAAUUGACCAGCUGAAGAGAAACCACCUCAGAAUUGUGGAGUCCUUGCAGAGCAGCCUGGAUGCUGAGAUCAGGAGCAGGAAUGAAGCCCUGAGGCUGAAGAAGAAGAUGGAGGGAGACCUGAAUGAAAUGGAGAUCCAGCUGAGCCAUGCCAACCGUGUUGCUGCAGAGGCACAAAAGAACCUGAGAAACACGCAGGCAGUGUUGAAGGAUACCCAGAUACACUUGGACGAUGCUCUCAGGACCCAGGAGGACUUGAAAGAGCAGGUGGCCAUGGUGGAGCGCAGAGCAAACCUGCUGCAGGCUGAGAUUGAGGAGCUACGGGCAGCCCUGGAGCAGACGGAGCGCUCGAGGAAAGUGGCUGAGCAGGAGCUUCUGGAUGCAAGUGAGCGUGUGCAGCUCCUCCAUACCCAGAACACCAGCUUGAUCAACACCAAGAAGAAACUAGAAACAGACAUUGCCCAAAUUCAGAGCGAAAUGGAGGAUACCAUCCAGGAAGCCCGCAAUGCUGAAGAGAAGGCCAAGAAGGCCAUCACCGAUGCGGCCAUGAUGGCAGAAGAGCUGAAGAAGGAGCAGGACACCAGUGCCCACCUGGAGAGGAUGAAGAAGAACCUGGACCAGACGGUGAAGGACCUGCAGCUCCGUCUGGAUGAGGCAGAGCAGCUGGCCCUGAAGGGAGGCAAGAAGCAAAUCCAGAAGCUGGAGGCCAGGGUGCGGGAGCUGGAAGGGGAGGUUGAUGCUGAGCAGAAGCGCAGCGCUGAAGCUGUGAAGGGUGUGCGCAAGUACGAGAGGAGGGUGAAGGAGCUGACCUACCAGUCUGAGGAAGACCGGAAGAAUAUUCUUAGACUCCAGGAUCUGGUGGACAAACUGCAGAUGAAGGUGAAAUCCUACAAGAGGCAAUCUGAGGAGGCUGAGGAGCUGUCCAACGUCAACCUCUCCAAGUUCCGCAAGAUCCAGCACGAGCUGGAGGAAGCCGAGGAGCGGGCUGACAUUGCAGAGUCACAGGUCAACAAGCUCCGAGCAAAGAGCCGGGAGUUCCAUAGGAGGAUUGAAGAGGAAGAGUGAGGAUGUCAUGAGGCAGCAAAGCAGCCUGAGGAGUGCACAAAAUGUGUCACUUUCUUUUGCAAUGUCUUUGUAACCAUGUCAGUGUCUAGAGAAUAAAAAACAUAGAUUAAUAUGCAUAAGCACUGCAAACAGUGGCUUCCUUGUUGUUGUUGUUAUCUCCUUUUUCAUCUUUUUCCUUUCGUUUUCCUGAAUAAGCUUAGGAUAUUACUGAUGCAGCUACAUACAUUGUUUUCAGUCUCCUUGCACUACUCUUGCCCUCAUAUAUUCUUAAUGCUUCUCCUAUUGUCCUGUCAGCACAGCAUACGUGCCAUGUGAGUGGCAAGAGAGAGCGAUCCCUUCCCUUUUUCCUUCCCUGCUAUGGGUUGCAAUCAUGGCAAUCACAGAUCCUAAACUCUGGUCUCUAACUAAGCUAUCAGAUGGUGCAGUGUAUCACACCAUGAAGGACAGACAGUUCCUCAGCAGAAACAAUUUCCUGCAGACACCAAAAUUAGUGCACUGUCAUGACACUUUGAUGGUGCCUCUAAACUGUGCAUUUUCUCUUACUUUAGAUUCUCUGAGCUGAUGCCAUCUAUUUGUGGUUUCCCUCCAAUGUGGCAGAAGGCUGAGCCCUGCCUGGGGCCACCUACCGAAAGGAAGCCCCCUCAGGGCUGAUUUUCCACACGUUGCAUAGAAGAACGCACCUCCUCAGCCCAUCACCUGAAUGUCAGCCUUGUCAGCUCUUGCACAACUGGCUGCGUGCAGCACAGCCUCAGGCAAGGGAAAAGAAGAAAGCUGAUAGGUGUUUUACUCCCAGAUAGCUGGACUUUCGUUUUGGCCUACACAAAGGCUGAGCUGACAGUAUUCUAGGGUCUCAGAAGGGAAGGAGGAAAUUGACAAAUGUUUUUCCUUCCAUUCAGACCCUGAGGUGGCACACGAGACAGGUAUCACCCUGGUCUCCUGCCCUCCAUGAGCUGUCUUGGCUGAAGUCUUUUGACACACUGCCUUUGGUUGAGGUGAAAGUCACAUGGAGUGCAUCACUGUAUGUCAAAAGCAUGUGCAAAGAUAUCAGCGUAAAUGCGUAUUUAACUGGCAGAUAUAUACUUCCUAGUAUUUUCUCUCCCUUACUUUCAGGAAGACCACAUGGACCUGGAAGAUUCUCUCGGAAAGAACAAAGGCCACAGGGCUGAGCAUACAAUGAAUCAUAACCAGGUUAGUGGUAACUGAGGUCUGUGAAUUUAGUGAUUCUUUAUGUCAUUUAAAUUUGCACAAUUACACCCAGUGUAGCAGCAUUUCCCCUGGCUGAAAUGUUCGCCAUUCACUCCACGCUGCAGGAACCCUUGGUGCAGACUGAUGUGGAGUGGAUGAGGAGCCAUUAGCCGUUGCUGAGGCGCAGCUGGCACUGAAGGGAAGUAGGAAGCCCAUGUAAGAACAGAGAACAGAGGAUGUGUUGCUGAAAUUUUGUGAGAGUCUGUGGGUUUCCUACUCUGAAUAUUGUACAAGACCUGCUAUUCAAAAGUUGAAGUUGGUCCUCCAUGAUGUACCAAGCCUAGCAGGGCAGCAAGGAUGGGAGUGGGGCUAGUGCUAUGGGCUGAAGGGAAAUGACUGUGCAGAAAAUGACUGUGCCCAAAGCUGAGACAGGUAGCCUCUGAGUGCUUUCAACCUUGAUUUGCAUACAAUGUUUUAAAUGGAAAGCUUGUGAGUGGAGCUUCUUGGGUGUCACGGGAAGUGAUAAGGACAGUCUCUCGGUCUAAGCUUUGCUAGUCCAUGCCAACAGCUCUACCUUCAAACAGACACACUGCUGUGAAGUUGCUCCACAGCUGCAUAUCUAUGACAGUAUUAUCUACCCUACCUGGCUUCCAGGUGCAACCUCAAGAACCUCAUGCAUUUUCAUCCCUUUCAUCCAACUUCCUUGCCUGACAGUGUGCACAGCUCUGCCACAAUAACCACGACCUCUGUGGUCAGCACUGAAUUUCCAAACUCACCUAUAAUCAGUGCUCCCUUUGGGUGGCUCUAGAAUCCUUGACCACACACAUCUCACACCUGCAGGUUUCUCCAAAGCUGCCAAUGAGGCUGAAUAGAAUUUAGAUGUCGUAGCAUCUAGUGAGCAUCCCCAUUAACUGUGAUGGCAGGGCAAACCUGUACAAACAUAAACCUCUAAGACUCUUUGAAAUUCUACACUGCAGACCCUGAACUGCUAUUGGCUCCACUGUAGAAGCGCAAGGAUACAUCAUCACAUUAAAAGAAAGCAAGGCAGCCACAAAGACAGCCAAAGGGAAGAGAUAAGGCAGCAGCUCUGAAGAAGAAUAAUCAGGCUCCUGGACAAACUGGUAAGUGUGGCGUUUGAAAAUAGUUGGCCUGUACAAAGCAAAACAUUACAACAAGCACUGAUAUGAAAGGGAAGGUAACUCUCUGAAGAUGAAGCAGCUAUCAAGUCGUAAGUCUAACUGCGUCUCCUCUGAUCACAGUGUGCACCUGCACAAAGUUGCCUGCCAACGCUCCCAGAUCCUAAACUCUGGUCUCUAACUAAGCUAUCAGAUGGUGCAGUGUAUCACACCAUGAAGGACAGACAGUUCCUCAGCAGAAACAAUUUCCUGCAGACACCAAAAUUAGUGCACUGUCACGACACUUUGAUGGUGCCUCUAAACUGUGCAUUUUCUCUUACUUUAGAUUCUCUGAGCUGAUGCCAUCUAUUUGUGGUUUCCCUCCAAUGUAGCAGAAGGCUGAGCCCUGCCUGGGGCCACCUACCGAAAGGAAGCCCCCUCAGGGCUGAUUUUCCACACGUUGCAUAGAAGAACGCACCUCCUCAGCCCAUCACCUGAAUGUCAGCCUUGUCAGCUCUUGCACAACUGGCUGCGUGCAGCACAGCCUCAGGCAAGGGAAAAGAAGAAAGCUGAUGGGUGUUUUACUCCCAGAUAGAUGGACUUAUGGCCUACAUAAAGGCUGAGCUGACAACAUUGUGGAGAGUCUGAGGUUGUAGGGGAAGAGAGAAACUGACAAAUACUUUUUAUACAAAGGAAAAUGUUACAACAAGCACUGAUAUGAAAGGGAAGGUAAUUCACUGAAGAUGAAGCAGCUAUGAAAUCAAGAGCCUGUGUCUGUUCUCCUCUGACCUAUCACAACAUUUACCUGCACAAAGAUACCUGCCGACGCUCCCAGGGAUGCGGUCAAAACAAAGCAGGCAGAGCAGUGCCUGAGUCUGGGACAGGCGGGCCUGAGGCCUGCCCUCGUGUCCCCAGCGAAUUCUCAGCUCCCUCCUGGCUCCCAUCUCCUGGGCUCUCAGGUCCCACCGCGUCGCCCUGCAGCUUCACAAGCGUCAUCCCCAGAAGCGCUGACAGGCUGCGGGGCUUGUGCACAGAGCUCUGCAGUUGCCUGUGCCAGGAGGAUGGCUGUCAUUUGUCUCCCUUCAAUCCUCAGCGCCCAAAGCUCAAAAUAACCCCCCUCGCAAGGCUCCUGCGUGGGGCCGGGCCUGCUGCUGUAGAUGAUACGCCUCCAUGAAUAGCACUCGAAGACAUUCCUCAGCGGGUAGCUUGCCUUCUAUAUCUCACUGCGGCGUGCUGCCAUGCAGGAGCUGGACAACUGUGCUGUGUCCUAAGAUGGCAGAUGCUAUUCUUGUCCCAGAAAGUCUUGCUCCGUCCGGCACAGCUCCUUUCUCAGCUGAAAUGUGAACAGUCAGGAGCCGGCCGGAGCGGCCCCUCUGAAGCCAGUGGAAAUGGCAGUGUGUGAACGCGGCCCCUGGGUGCUUGCCCUGCUCUGCUGGGAUGUGCUGUGCCACCAGGAGCACGGCUGCUGCACAGCUGCCGUUGGUGUUCAGCUUGGGGUGCGUGUGGUGGGGGUGAUCACCUCUCCUGGGUAUCAACAAAUGAAAAAGAUGAGUUGUUGCCCUCAGAGUUCACAGCUGCUUCUCCUUGCAGCCUCAGUGGGUGAGGGACAAGUCAGAGCUCACUCUCAGCUUCAGAGGCUCGCAGAAAGUUCAGCCCCCACAGGCAAUCAGGCAGAGGAAGUCAAGGCCCAGAGGCAUCAGCUGGGAGAGUGGCUGCGCCUGUCCCCUCGUCCCCUGGCCCGUUUCAUCCCCAUGAGUUUUCUUUCCCCUCAGCCUCGGGCUCCAGCAGCUCCUGUCAGUCACGGGGAGCUCACGCAGGCAGCCCUGCUCUAUUUGUGCUCCGGGCACAAGUUGCCAGCAGGUGGCAGAACGGAGCCGCUGAGGCGGUCCCUCCUUCGGGUGCCGUGCGUGCUACAGCCAGCAGCCAGCUCUCAGGAAAGCUGAGCUCUUCUAAACCUGGUGAAACUACCUGGCCCAGAUGUUAUCACCAAACGCGAUCAAAUGGGUUGAAAUCUUACUAGAUUUGUCUCCCAACUUUUUGUAUCCACUGGACCAGGACAAAGACAGGUUGUCUGGACCAAAAAAGCCUUGAAAUUCAAUAGUCAGUAAUUAAUAAAUAAGAGACUGAGCUGAAAUGAACAGGCACUUGUUCCUGUGCAAGGCCUCAUUUGCAUUGGGCCCUCUGCUGAGAAAAGACACCAAUGGGUUCUUUGAAGCAUGCGACUAUUGGAAGGCCAGUACGAGGCAUUAACCACUCUGCCAGCUCCACCACGCGCCUGACUGAUCCUUAGGGGAGAGCGACUGUAGCAACUCUUCUGCUAGCUCUGCUCUGGCUGGACCUUUACUGUGCAGGGCUCUACAGGAGAGGCUGGGACUCUGGAACCCUGUCACAGCGGGAAGAAAUCCUGACUCUCAUCUCCCUCCUCAGCCUCUCCCGUCCUUUAGCUUCAUCUUGCAGAGAGUGCCCUGGGUGUUGUGAGAAAAAUAGCAUGUAAGGUUCUCUUUUCUCUCUGAGAUCUGUGAGCAGGACCCUGGGAGACAGCUGCUUUGAGCAGCAGUCACUCACAGGCACUGGACCACAGGCUGUCUCCCUCUAGCAAGAAAAGUGGCAUGACAGGAGACUGCCAGUGGGGCAGAAGCAGGUGCUGAGGACCCGACACCUACACUAUAUGGUUUCCAGGGAUAGGUGUGUGAAGGUUCCAAGACACUAAUGGCAGUUUGACAUGGGAGCACAGCAGAAGUGUCCAUGAUGCACAGCUGUACUUUAAUUAAAUUUAUUACCAGCGUGAGUCUGGAAUAGACCUUUGUCCAUAUGGACUGAAGUCCCUAGGAUAAAAUUCACUAUAGCCAGCAAAGAGCAAAGAGCAAAUGAAAGAGCAAAGAGCAAAUGAAAGACAUUCUUUCAUAUCAUUCUUUUGCAUUUAAAAGCAGUGAUGUUCACUUUCACACUUGGAAACGAUGUAACACAUGAGAUGCCAUUUUCACCACACAGAGAAUAUUAUGAUUACUUGGAUGGUGACCAUGACACUGUGGAGUUUUAGAUCCUCAUAGCAGUAAGGAGGGCACAGAGGAAGCUCACAACUGGGCUUCAGGAGAUUAGAUGUCGGCUUCUUCAGGAACCUGCUUGGUACAGUACUGUGGGAUAAAGCCCUGGAGGGAAGAGGGACCCAAGAAAGCUGGAUAAUAUUCUAGGAUCACUUCCUCCAAGCACAGGAGUGAUGCAUCCCAACAAAGAGAAGUUGGGCAAAAGCACCAGGAUGCCUGUAGGGAUGAAGGAGAUGCUCCUGGACAAAGUCAAACAUGAAAAGGAAACCUCCAGAAUAUGGAAGCAAGGAUAGGUAGCUUGGGAGUAACAGAGAGACACUCAGUGAUCAGGUUAGGAAAACUAAGGCACUGAUAGAACUGAAUAUGGCAAGAGAUUUAAAGGGCAACAAGAAAGGCUUCUAAAAGUGUGUCAGUAAUAAAAGGCAGAUUAGGGAAAAUGUGGGCACUCUUCAUAAGGAAACAGGAGACCUGAUUCAUCCAUGAUAUGGGGAAGGGUGAGGUACCUAACGACUUUUUUGCCUCAGUCUUCACCACUCAUCUCACGGAAUUGAAAUGCAGAGACUGGGAGAAUGAAGAACUGCCCGCUGUAGAAGAUGAUCAGGAGCAAGAUGGUUUAAGCAAUAUGAAUGUGUACAAAUCCAUGGGAACAGAUGAGUUGUAUCUGAGAGUCCUGAAGAAACUGGUGGAUAAAACUGCUAAACUACUGUUCAUCAAAUCUGAGAUUUCAUGGCAGUCUGAUGAAGUUCCCACUGGCUGGAAAAGUGGGAAAAAAAUAAAUUUAAAAAGGAAAGAAAGAAGAGAUAGCUUCAGGGAACUUUAGCUCAGUCUGACUCAUCUCUGUGCCUGGCAAGAUCAUGGAAUAGGUCCUCCUGAAAAGUAUGCUAAAGCACAUGGAAAAAAAAAAGAAGACAUGACUACUGGCAGCCAACCCAUCUUCACUAAGGGCAAAUAAUGUUUGACAAAUUUGGUGUCUGUCUACAACAGAAUUACAGUGUUGGCAAAUAAAGGAAGAGCAAUGGA